This is a messenger RNA of Phymastichus coffea, 1467 nucleotides long. Its product is annotated as zinc finger MYM-type protein 1-like. The transcript has a single exon. The record is from RefSeq and is a predicted model, not a curated record. NCBI's taxonomy places the organism in Eukaryota, Metazoa, Arthropoda, Insecta, Hymenoptera, Eulophidae. Bases 1 to 1467 code for a protein of 488 amino acids.
AUGAAGUUGCUAAAUCUUAUUAUAACGGAAUUAAAAGUUGCCAAGUAUUAUUCUAUCUCAGUAGAUUCUACCGUUGAUAGAAGUCACACUGAUCAACUAACGUUCGUCGUCCGGUACGUUAUAAACGGAAAAGCAGUCGAACGAUUUCUACAAUUCAUACAAAUUACAAAGCACGACGGCGAAUACUUAUUUAAUGUCGUAGUCGGAUUUUUAAAUCACUAUGGCAUCGCUAUUGCUGAUUGUCGAGGACAGGGGUACGAUAAUGCACCUAAUAUGUCUGGCUGCUACAGUGGCUUACAAGCAAGGUUUAAAGUACUCUGUCCCGAAGCCGUUUUUGUUGGUUGUUCUUGCCAUUCGUUGAAUUUAGUUGGCGUACAUUCAUGUUCUUGCCACGUUGAACUGAUAUCAUUUUUCAACCAUGUACAGGGUCUGUACGUUUUUCUCUCGGCUUCGCCGUAUCGAUGGAAUGUUUUGAAUUGUCAAAAUAUAACUUUAGUAUUGAAGGCAUUGUGUGGUACGCGUUGGUCUGAAAGAGCAGACGCUGUUCAUGCAUUGAAAGAAGGUUAUCCUAAAGUUAUAGAAACUUUGACGCUCUUAAAAGACGAUGAUAGGUUGGACAAAGAUGCUCAGCACCAAGCUUCCUGUUUACUCAGGAAAAUGAAUGAAAUAGAAACAACUUUUCUCACGAUUUUCUGGAAUGAAGUAUUAGCUCGUAUGAAUAAAACAUCCACAGUCUUACAAAAAGAGAGUGCGCAUCUGGCUGUUACUGUAGAAUUACUUACGUCGUUGGAAGUUUUUGUAAAAAGCUUGCGAACGAAAUUUGACCACUACGAAGCUGAAGCUAAAAAAUUAGUAAGCACUGAAACCUAUAAAACCAUGAAUAAACGCGCUAAAAGAAUAAGUACCAGAAUUGAGCAUCCAAGUAACUCGUCAGAAAAUACAGUUUUACAGGGGAAAGAAAAAUUCAAAGUCGAAGUUUUCUUCGUAGCAAUCGAUAAGCUGUCAGCUGAAUUAUCUCGCAGAAGUGAGCAAUACAAAAUUUUGUUGGAAAGAUUUUCUUUCAUUAUAGAUAUUUUGGAUUUAGAUGACAAUGGGAUUGAAAAAUCAGCUGAGAAAUUAUGUGAAUACUAUCCAAAGGAUUUGGACAGCGCAAAUAUAGCUUCAGAGUUUGUUCACUUCAAGAGUUAUCUGUCAAUCAAAGCUGAAUUCAAAGGAAAAGUGUGCAUCGGUGAAAUUUACAAAUUUAUGUAUGACCAGAAUCUCUUUAAGGUUUUUACGAAUGUUGAAAUUUCACUAAGAAUUUUGUUGAGUAUUAUGCCAACCAGCGCUAGUGGAGAAAGAUCUUUUUUAAGACUCAAAUUAAUUAAAGACGAGCACCGCACUACCAUGUCUCAAAAACGUUUGAAUGAGUACAGUCUUCUAUGUAUUGAGAAUGAAUUAUUAGAGACAAUAGAUUAUAAAUAUUAA